Molecule: messenger RNA, 463 nt
Organism: Ilyonectria robusta
Lineage: Eukaryota; Fungi; Ascomycota; Sordariomycetes; Hypocreales; Nectriaceae
Exons: 1
Coding region: 36-287 (83 amino acids)
Source: RefSeq, a predicted model, not a curated record
GUUUUCACAUUUUAAGGCUUAAAUGGCUUACCCGCAUGCCGAUCUUUCACAUGGGAUUUGCUCGCUUUUGCUGGCCGGCCAGCCUAACAAUUGAAGCAAUCGUGGCCUCGAGCUUUUCUUUUAGUGACGUGAUAAUAGGGUUCCCCGUUCAGGUAGCUUGUAUCUCAUCCUGGAUUGGUAAAUGUGGCUCUUUGGUGUUGGGACGGGAAUCGCCAGCAGACAUGCUGGUCAACUGCGAGGAAAAGCCUCUGAUAGUGCUGUACCGAACUCUGCCGGUCCGAAAGUAGUCGUGAGACAUUGAUCACACUCCAACCAGGCAUGCCAGAAAGCCACGCUAUAUCAGGGCGCACAUGCCUGGGUUUGCCUUCGCUGCUGCAUAUGCAGGCAAAAUGUAAGGGCGCAGGGAGCAACGCUGGUGGGCGAGGUUUAUGUCCAGGUGUGACUGGGUCAAGUGUAUUCAAAC